This is a messenger RNA of Aspergillus mulundensis, 1557 nucleotides long. Its product is annotated as putative choline transport protein. The coding region runs from base 1 to 1557 and encodes 518 amino acids. Gene Ontology annotation, biological process: amino acid transport; transmembrane transport. Gene Ontology annotation, molecular function: transmembrane transporter activity. NCBI's taxonomy places the organism in Eukaryota, Fungi, Ascomycota, Eurotiomycetes, Eurotiales, Aspergillaceae. The record is from RefSeq and is a predicted model, not a curated record. The transcript is spliced from 2 exons. Gene Ontology annotation, cellular component: membrane.
AUGGCCAACACAACGGAGAAGAUGGCAGUUGUCGACUCAGCCAAGGAGGAACAAGGCUCCUCAAUUGACGCCCCGGUCAAUGCGUCCGGUCACCGCCAGGAGCUCCAGCGCAACUACGGUCUGCUGAGUAUCUGCGCUCUCGCCAUCACUACCGGAAACACAUGGAUUGCGCAGGGAGGAAGUAUAGCCACCGCUCUCUCCAAUGGAGGACCAUCGGGUGUCAUCUACGAAUUUAUCGCGGUCUCAGUCUGCUACUGGAUGGUGGCUGCCUCUAUUGCUGAGCUGGCCUCGGGAAUGCCGUCGGCUGGUGGUGUCUACCAUUGGGCUUCUAUUACUGCUGGGAAAUAUGGUCGCGUCUGCGGUUUCUUCGCUGGUUGGUGGAACUGCUUGGCCUGGGUGCUUGGUGGUGCCUCGGUCUCUGCCAUUCUUGGACAGCAGACGGUCUCCAUGUAUGCGCUGAUGCACCCCGGGUUUGAGAUGAAGGCGUGGCAUGUCUUCGUCAGCUUCAUCAUCUGCACCUGGCUAUGCUGCUCUAUCGUCCUGUUCCUGAACCGCUUCCUCCCGCAGUUAAACAACAUCGGCGGAUUCUUCAUUCUCUCCGGUGUGCUCAUCGUCAUCAUCGUCGCUGCCUGCAUGCCCCAUGUCAAGGACAUUCCAUAUGCUACGAACGAGGACGUCUGGCGGACCUGGACAAACUCAACCGGGUACUCUAGCAAUGGUUUUGUCUUCGUCGCCGGUAUGCUUAACGGUGCCUACGCUGUCGGCACACCCGACUGCUCGACCCAUCUCGCCGAGGAGAUUCCCCAACCCAGCAAGAACAUCCCCAAGGCCGUCUUUGCCCAGAUGAGCGUUGGCUUCAUCGCCGGUCUACUUUACAUGAUCGCGCUUUUCUACGCCGUUAACGACCUCGACUCUGUUCUGGCAGCUACUUUCCCCCUUGCUGAGAUCUACCGUCAGGCAAGCGGAUCCCGGGGUGGCGGUCUCGGCCUUUUGAUCAUCACCUUCCUACCGACUGUCAUCAACUGUGCUGGUUGCUACAUCACCGCCGGUCGUACCCUCUGGACUCUUGCUCGUGACGGAGCAACCCCCUUCCCCAACUGGACCGGCCGCAUCAACUCGCGCAUGCACAACCCUUUCAACGCGACCCUUAUCUGCGGUGUUGCCAUUACAGUCCUCGCCUGUAUCUAUGUCGGCUCUACCACUGCCUUUAAUGCCUUCGUCGGUUGCUUCGUCCAGCUGUCCUCUCUUUCAUACUUCGCCGCCAUCCUCCCUCAUGUUCUCACCAAGCGCUCAUCCUUCGUCCGCGGUUACUUCUGGAUGGGUAACAUCGGAUACCUCUUCAACAUUCUCAGCUGCAUUUACAUUAUCGCCUUCGUCGUGAUCUUCUGCUUCCCCUUUGCCCUGCCCACGGAUGCAGCCUCCAUGAACUACGCCAGCUUGAUGACUGGCGGUCUUACCAUCUUCGUCGCCAUCAACUGGUUCUUCCGAAUGGGUUCAUAUGAGGGUCCCAAGUUUGUCCCUUUGACUGACAGGGCCCUAGCGGAUGACGCUAAAUAA